Protopterus annectens (West African lungfish) is the source of this 10827-nucleotide messenger RNA. RefSeq names its product SRC proto-oncogene, non-receptor tyrosine kinase (gene SRC). Gene Ontology annotation, molecular function: ATP binding; growth factor receptor binding; non-membrane spanning protein tyrosine kinase activity. Gene Ontology annotation, biological process: innate immune response; negative regulation of extrinsic apoptotic signaling pathway; cell adhesion. The record is from RefSeq and is a predicted model, not a curated record. Lineage: Eukaryota; Metazoa; Chordata; Ceratodontiformes; Protopteridae. Gene Ontology annotation, cellular component: extrinsic component of cytoplasmic side of plasma membrane.
UUCUUUCUUUUUGUUGAUGCUGCUUCCGGUUUAGAGUGCAGACAGACGGCUGGGGAUGCCUGAUGAAGACUGGUUUAUAGGCUGGGGUUGUAUUUCAUAUACACAUAUUUCUGCUUUUCAUCUAAUCGGGUAGGAUGGUGGCAGAGACUCUGCGGCGAGGUUUUGGGUUGCUGAGUUUCAGUUGACAGCACUUUAUGGGACUGCUUCCCUUUUGGACCGGAGUAGUUUAUUUUUCGUAUUUCUUUUUAUUUCUUGCUUCUGCACCCUCCACCCCCAGCAACUCAGGGGGUUACCCCGGGAUCUAAGCCCUAUACCUAACUGAACUGCUAGGGAAUCAAGAGAAAUAAAAGAAGGCUGCUGGACUCGGAAGCUUCGAGCAGGAUUACCCGAGGCUCAUUAGGCACUGUAUAAAUGGAUUUGCUUUCUUUAUCUCUCCUUGAUCGUCUUUCUACAUCCAGAUAUCAGUACUGAUGAGCCACUAUCCGACCCGUUUCUACUGAGGAAUUGCCAAGGUAACGGUGACUUGCGAAGUUUCAGGUCUCCUUUGAAUGCAGUGGGUUGGGAAGGUCAAGGGUUCUACAUUGCCCCUUCCAGUCUGGACUUGCCCCAAAAUCAAAGCCAAGCCUGAGUACUGAGGCACGACUUGCAAACGUAACCAAAGCUGCCUUACUAUGGGCGUCAGCAAAAGUAAACCCCGUGAACCUGGGCAACGAAGUAGAAGCCUUGAUGGAGUUGAUAUCUCAAACCCAACACCCAUUGCACCAGCACAGUCCCAGACACCAAUGAAAGUGACGACAGAUGGACGGUCUUCUAACCCAGCUUUUGGAGCUGCUACAGAAAACUCACUGUUUGGAGGAAUCAAUUCUUCUGAUACAGUAACAUCUCCACAACGUUUUGGUGGGAAGGAGAUUGGUGGUUGGCCCGCUCACUCACUACUGGAAGAACUGGUUACAUUCCCAGCAACUACGUAGCUCCUUCAGACUCCAUCCAGGCUGAAGAGUGGUAUUUUGGGAAGAUUACACGGAGGGAGUCUGAGAGACUUUUACUGAACUCUGAGAACUCGCAUGGCACUUUCCUUGUCCGUGAGAGUGAAACAACCAAAGGUGCAUACUGCCUUUCUGUCUCGGACUUUGACAGUGUGAAAGGUCUGAAUGUUAAACACUACAAAAUUCGUAAACUGGACAGCGGUGGCUUCUACAUAACUUCUCGGACACAGUUCAACAGCCUGCAGCAUCUAGUGAACUAUUACUCAAAACAUGCUGAUGGUUUGUGCCAUCGGCUCACAAGUGUGUGCCCUACUUCCAUUCCACAGACACAGGGACUUGCCAGGGAUGCCUGGGAAAUCCCAAGAGAAUCCCUUCGGCUGGAGGUAAAACUUGGGCAAGGCUGCUUCGGAGAAGUCUGGAUGGGAACCUGGAACGGUACAACCAGAGUCGCAAUCAAGACCCUUAAACCUGGAACGAUGUCACCCGAGGCCUUCCUGCAAGAAGCACAGGUGAUGAAGAAGCUGAGGCAUGAGAAACUGGUGCAGCUGUAUGCAGUGGUUUCAGAGGAGCCCAUCUACAUAGUUACUGAAUACAUGAGCAAAGGGAGUUUACUGGAUUUCUUGAAAGGUGAAAUGGGAAAGUACCUGAGGUUGCCUCAGCUUGUUGACAUGGCUGCUCAGAUUGCAUCUGGAAUGGCUUAUGUAGAGAGGAUGAAUUACGUACAUCGAGACCUCCGUGCUGCCAACAUUCUAGUUGGGGAGAGCUUGGUGUGCAAGGUGGCAGAUUUUGGUCUUGCUAGAUUAAUAGAAGAUAAUGAGUACACAGCCAGACAAGGUGCCAAAUUCCCUAUCAAGUGGACAGCACCAGAAGCUGCUCUCUAUGGCCGAUUUACGAUAAAAUCUGAUGUUUGGUCUUUUGGGAUCUUGCUGACUGAAUUGGCUACAAAAGGCAGAGUGCCAUACCCAGGAAUGGUAAAUCGUGAGGUGCUGGACCAGGUAGAACGUGGUUACAGAAUGCCGUGCCCUGCCGAAUGCCCUGAAUCUUUGCAUGACCUUAUGCUACAGUGCUGGAGGAAAGAUCCUGAAGAGAGGCCCACCUUUGAGUACCUCCAAGCUUUCCUUGAAGAUUACUUCACAUCCACAGAACCUCAGUACCAGCCAGGAGAAAAUCUAUAGACUGCAAUGCUGGUCUUAGUACCAAAGACUGUCUAGCACAUGUAACAAAGACUUCUCAGUAGCUGAAAUGCAAAUGUAUCUUUUAGCUCCCAUUCAGAAGGGCCUUUUGGGCUUUUAAAAAAAGGGGUGAGGUGAAGGAUUGUCCAGUUAAGUUUCAUUAUCCACAGUACUGUGCAACCAGAAUUCCACCUCUCAUAUCACUGGCAUCUCCUUCUUUAAGUGAAUGUUUAUGUAAACUGUACUUGUGAGAGGUGCCUUUUGUGGUACAAAUGUUCACUUAGGAGCGCUUGUUUCCUUAUUGCGCUCACAUUCUUACUAUUUCCUUUUUUGUGUUUUUACUAAGUGAUGUCUUCCUGUUUCUUCCCAGCUGUGCAUUUUUGUAGUAUCUUUUACUAACAUCUGAUGUCAGACUAUUGUGUGGUACAAAUCCUGCAAAACUCUACCUGCAAAGCUUUCCUUGGACUGGUCUUUUUUAUUUUGUUCAGAAUGGGACCAUAGUGCCAAGAGUUGCUGGUACACUGUAAAUGGUACGUUAUAACUAAAACUAUGCAGUUUGUCACCUCACCCCCUGAGGUUAAUGAUGUAUUGAAUCUGAAGAACUGGAAUUUCUUGUGCAUUGUGCACAUUCUGAUUUGCACAUGGGUCUAUAGUUCUAGUUUUUGUAAGAUAAUGGUGACAGAGGCACUAAUUCUACUUUUUCCCUCAUUUGUUUAGACUUGUGAUUCUUGUAUAUAGGGGAACUUGUUAAACAUUUAUUCUGGCAUGUUCUGUGCUUUAGCCAAGGUACUUAAACUCCCUUCCCUUUUGAUAAGUUUUUGAUAACGUGAGAAUGGUUUAGAUGGACUGUGAUGUUUCCUCCUUCUGUUUAUGAUUUUGGUGUGCAACAGCAGAAUUCAGACUUGCUUGGCAAUACAUGUGUUGUGCUGCUUUCUCUCUUUGUCUCCAGAAGCUUCCAGCACUCAAAGAUCUUUUUCCUAAAGUGCUGCAGAAGUGGAUGCACACGUCGAGGUGUGUGUGAUAGGGGCUAACUUUCAGACCAUCCUUUGGCCAUUAGAUAUUCUCAAGUCAGCUGUCAGUAUGUUCAGACUUUAUCUAGUGGUUUUAAAUGAACACAUGAAAAAGAGAUAGCUAAGAAAUGGAAAAAUUGGGACUUUGUUAUGGACAUAGCUUUGUUUUAAUAAUUGUGCACACAGAGUUGUAUCAUGUUCACAUGGCAGUCAACCUUUCUAUCAGUAAACAGAAUAGGAACACUCUAGUAUGAACUUCUGUGGAAUGAUAUUUGUUUUUUACAGAAAUGCAUACUUGUGAGCAGCUUCAGAAGACAUUUUCCAUUUGAGAUAUUUCUUGUAGGAGGUCAUAUUGGUUAGAAUCAGCCCUGACACAGGCCUGAGUCCACCAGAAAUUCUCAUAAGUAGGAGUCGUCAAGAAAAAGCCUCCAAUGGCACUGCAGGCUGUGAAAAGAAAUUAAAUGAGCAAAUGGCCUCAUCACAGCAUGGCCUCCUGCCACAGUUUUACUAGACUACAGUUGUCCGCCUUCCCCUUGAUGUGUAUGAAAAAACAUCACUGCCUUUUUUAAUUUUUUUUUUCUGUGCUAAGAAAAUAAAUGUAGUGAGAAACUUUUUUUUUCUGGUAGCAAUGUCUGGGUGAUGAAAUUAUCUCAGGAGGAAUGUAUGAAGCCUUAGUAAAAUAUUUUGAGUUUGGAUCACAACACUUGCAUCUGCAUGCUGCAUAGGUAAUGUAACAAGGCAGUGGAGAAACAGUGACUGGAGAAGCCUGUAGAACAUUUUUUUAAAAACCUAAUUCAUCUUGCCUUGCACAUGAAGUCCCAGUAAUAUGUAAACUCUCGUCAUUCUGCCAGUCAUUGUGUUACAUCUCGGUCAGAAAUUAUGUAAAGUGUAAACAGUGCUUGAGCUCUGUAUGACCCCUAUAAAAUGAAUAGCUUUAAAGGUGCGGUAAGGCAAAAAGCCAGUUGUUGAGAGCUUCCCAGUCCAUUUAACUGUGUGUUACUAACAUAUAGUAUACAACUCAGCUCAACCUUAUGGCAUUUAUGAAAUGGACAAAAGUGACUAUGGCUAAAUCAUUUCCUACCUGCAUAGCAUAUAGUUUAUACACACAUACAACUGCCAGUUAGAUUACCAAAAAAAUUAACCCAUUUCAUAAUCAUUGCUUAAGCUGAAAUGUCAUACUCAGACAUUCCAGAACAAAAUAUUUUGAGGGAACCAUGUCCCUCUUAAUGACAGCAGUGUCAUUUCACCACUGUGAAAUGGGUUGCAGAGUUUACAUCAACUGAAAUGGGGUAGCAAAACUACUGAACCCACUUAAUAUAAAGCAUUUGGUGAUUAAGCUUCAUAGAAGUUUACUGGGAUCUUGCUUACAAACUCUGUUUACCUUUGUUGAAUACCUUAGUUUGAUAGUACCAUGCACUUACCUUUCAGUGAUUUUGUAUUUACUUUAAAUAAGUCUGCUGCCUGUGAAGCCACAGAAUGUUAACCAAGAAAAAGCUUUGUUGAGAGUCUUGCAUCUCUUCAGCAAGCUUCUGAUGCUUCCAGUUUCUCACUAAGAAUACAGUGAGUGUUUAUAUAAACUGUUAUCAUACCGAAUUCCUGAAUAUUUCUUGUUCACUUGCCCUCUUUACAUCCAUUUAUUGGACACUUUUACCAUAAAACCUUGGGCCCAUUUUUUUUUCUGCUACCAAACACACCUGCUGUCAUGUCUUUUUCUAAUACAAAGAGGAUUGCAAACAAAUAGCCAGUGACUGCGUAAUCAGUCUUGCACUAUGACGGCCAGUAAUCAAGAGUUUUGAAUAAGAGAGUUCAGUUAAAGGUUCAUAGAUGAUGACUUGCUCAUUAAUUGCUAGCAAUUCCUCUGGCUGUCUCCCUUUAUUGCCUACUUCUUUUGAACUGGAUGUGAUAAUUUUAUAAGAUAGUAUGUAUUUAUAUGGAAUCCUGUUGGUUUCUCCAUCAGACUAUUUGUGUGUGUGUGGCACAUGAAAAGAGAGUUCCAAGUACAUCAUGUCAAACCAUUUCUGUUUCCUGCAUUGUCCUUCUCAUGCAAAUCUUCCUCCAUAUAUGUAUUUCCCCAGGGUUACUUUUCAGUCUUUUGCCUUCUUCUGUUGACCCUUUCUACACCAAACAAUUCAGUUAGAAUUUAAAUAGUUUUUAAGGACUGCAUCACAAAGUUGAUUUUGUUGUGAUUAACACCAUCCAUAACCAAAACCUCAACCUUGGUUAUCUCCAUCAUCAGGGUGAACCACUGGCAUGGGAAGAGAACUUAUGAUUAAUUGAUAUGACAUUAUGAUUUCUGUACAACAGUAGGCCAUCUGGUAAAAUAUUAGGAUGAAUGCACGGAUGCAUCUGAAUUUUCUUAUUGCAGAAUUGUAUGGAUUUUAACAAGACUGGCUUGCGCUGUAUGUUCAAAAUCAGUAAGCUGGCAUCUGGGAAGAUAUAACCAAAACAAAUGAACACUAAACUAAACAAUAAAAGUAAAACAAAUGGAAAACCAACUGAGAUAUCUCAAAACACACUUUAUUAAAUAAUUUGACUUAGCACUUUCAUCCCGACUUCAGUAAGAAUAAUUUCAAACAUGACUCCCCCUAUUAAAAUGCUAAUUAUCUACCAAUCAGAACACACUAAUUUACACAUUAUAAAUUAUAAAGAGCAAUUAAAAUUAAGUUAAAAAGGUACCGAUCAGUAACAGUACAUGAAAUUUUCCCAACAAUUCUUUUGGUAAAACCAUUAAAUUACUAUAAUCGUAACAUGUUGUUAUUAUAUUAUUUAAAAAACAUUUACAUGACAUUAGCCUUUUCUGUUCAUGCUAACUAAUGAGAGAGAAUCAUUUAUUCCUGGACUAAUGGAGGCCUUGAGCCUCAGCUGCCAAGUGAGUUCCUUAAACUCUUGAGUGUCAAAGUCUACCAUCAAAUCCAUGGCUCUCACCCUAUCAGUCACAAAAAGCAUCAUAACCUGUUUAAAAUCAGGAAGAUGUACUAAUGGCCCAGCCAUCUUCAUUUUUUUUUUAUAUUAACUGUUUUUACUUUUUUCAGUCUAGGGACAGUGUACUUCAGACUAAAGAAAUCCCUUAACAAAACUCUGAAUAUUUUUUGAAGCUGGAAUCUAUAUUUUCAUACCCCCCAGCUUAAAGCAAAUAUUUUUUGACAGAGCUUGUACAUAUCAAAUUCCAGCAGCAAACAGCCUGAAAAAUGAAAACUUCAGAUUAUGGCCCUGAGCACAGGUUGUAUUUUGGUGACAGAGUUAAUGAAAUAUAUUGACUUCAAUCAAAAGCUCAAGGUGACUGGGAAUGGAAGUACCUUUUUUGGUCAGAGCAACAUUUUUAGUAGAUAUCACCAUCUGAUAAAUGAUUAAUUUUACUUUAGGCUUCCAACCUCACACAGAUAUCAGACUUAAGCAAGGUAAACCUACUUUAUAUUUACAAACCAAAAUUAAAAUAAGUCAUUUAAUCUUACUUAUAAAAUCAUCAUUAAUUUCAACGUUUGAAUAAGAAAAAUGAGGUUUAUUUAACGUUCUGUUACUGACAAAUGCACCGAUUGCAUCAGAUUCUUAUUGGAGAUUAUGCAGUGCAUCUCAGAGAUGUGUAUGAAAAAGGAAUGCAUUGUUCUUUGAGAGUGGAAUAUAUGUAAUGAUCCAUGAUGAUCACAGAAAAUGCUCACAUUUCCAAUUGCAGACAUAAUGUUACUGGUUCAAGCCCUAGCAUUCCAAAUAGUAUCAUCCCAUUCAAGCCCUGUUAGCGGUUGGCAAAUAAAAUGAAAUGCUGUUUUCACAUUUCUCAGCACUGACUUUUAGGAGCCUUUUCUGAGUUACUGUUGUCCUACACCCUUCAUCAUAUCUGUGCCAGUGGGGGUUACAGCACAUGCAACCAAAUUAUAUUUCAAAUGCAUGUAUCGUAAUUCUGUUUAGGGCUAUCCUGGGCACAUGCAAAGGAAUCAUUUCCCUCUUCCCACAUGUCCAUGCAAAGCAUGCAGGGAGUACCCAUUACCCCAAGACAUACGAAUGGAAUGCAAAAAUUAUUACAGAGUUCUGGUCAUGUGGCAGUGGGCUUGCCCACAUUUCAUUGCAAAAAUUAUUACAGAGUUCUGAUCAUGUGGCAGUGGGCUUGCCCACAUUUCAUUGUAUUGGACUGCAGAAGUGUACUUUGAAUGGUCAGUAGAGCAAAGAACUUGAGAUUGGGAAACCACAGUAAUACUAUGGAUGUAAAUUAAACUGUGAGUGACUUGCCUGUCACCCCAGUUUACUUAAAGUAAUAUUAUUUUUUCUCUUUCUCCGUCAGAUUAAUCCCUAAUAAUGACUUAGUAUUCAGAAUCUGCACAUAAAAAAGAAACUUUCACAGCACAGUUUUACAAGCAAGGUAAUAUAAUUUUCCAAACUGGGUUUUGUGAUUCCUACAAAUGUAUUUACGGUUGCUGAUUUAUAGUAAUCCAUCUUACAAAAUGGGGUGAUAUAUAUUACCCUGAGGACAUUCAUUGUAUUGGGAAAAGUAAUAACUGCACUAUUUGUCAUCAAAUGUGAGUAGGGUUCUUCUGCAGUUUUCCAUUAGUGAGAAUAUCAUAAAUAGAUCUACAUUUUAAGGUGAUGAAAAGUACUACUUCACAAAAUCUUGCCAUCUCUGAUUUUGUGCUGUUUUUAAAGAAAUCUUUGUAUUGUAAGUAUAUGUGGGGAGAAAAAAGUAUUUUGAUUAUUAAGAAAGAGUACAGUUUUGUUGGCAGCUUUCCUUUAAUUUUCAGUAGUGAUAGAUGGUUCUGUUAUUAACAGAAAAAACAUUUCUAUCUUUCAUCUGUCCUUGCAUUCAGUGGAUAUUGCUCUGAUUUUUUUCUGGAGACUGCAUAUUUGUAGCUUCUUUCUAUCAUGAAUAAAUGUUUCCCUUUUCUGCACAGAUUUCUGUUGAGGAACCCACUUCCCCUUUAUCCAUCACAAAGCAGAAAGACUCUCUCUGUUAAUUCACUCACUCCACAGUUCAUUAGAAAUAAGCCAAAUUGGUUGCUGAAUCAAAAUUCUAUCAGUGCUUACUGACAAGGGAAGUAAUUCUUACUGUAUUGUGGUACUACUAUGUGGGUUGUCUGUGACAGAAAAUACUAAUGAAAUGUCAGCAAGUAGUGAGUGUGAAAAGGAUUGAAGGGUGAUUCUGGUUAUGAUAGUUUCUGUUCAGUAGGUGUGUGAAGAAAAUGAAUUUCUGUGCAUUCUUCAGAGGCAUACAUGUAUGCAUGGCCGAGUGUCAUUGCUAUGAUAUUAAGAAACAAAAUACUUGUGGAGAGAGUUUGUCUGCUUUGAUUUAUUGUUUCCUUUCAUAAGUGAUAUGGUGACCUUUGUGUUGAUGUUUUUUUUUUUUUUUUGGGGGGGGGGGGUGCUGGCAGCCUGGCACUUUAUAUAUAUUUUUUUCUUUUUUUUGUUUGAAUAUUUAUUUUGCUGUUUGUCACAGGUUGAUCAGGACAUCAGUAUUUUUUUUCCUUUCAUUUAAUGUAUUUUCUGCAGAUUAUGUAUUCAGUAAUUUGGCUUUUCAGUGUACUUGGUUUUGUUAUUGGGUGGAGUGUGUACUGCGGAACUGACCCUAACACAAUGUAUGCUCUUCUUACCCAUAGUCUGAAUCUGUGUAUCUUGAUGCUCGGCUUGCAAUCAUGAAUUUCUGGUCAGUUGUGAGGAAUAUUCUGAGUUCACUUAAGUCUUAGUGUGGACUAUAAACUCUCUUCCAAAUAUUUUAUACUCCAUGACGUUAAGUAUAUAAAAGGUGUAUAUAUAUAUAUAUAUAUAUAUAUAUAUAUAUAUAUUGGAUACAACAUGUUCUGGACUCUGUGGGCUUUGUUUACGACACAUUAAAGCUUGCGCAUUAGUGAUCAUUUGUUUCAGCCUGUCAUGUUUUAGAGUGUGGGAGGUCUUCUCUGAAGUAGAGGUUAUCCAGACUUCUGUAAGAGGUGUUUGCUUCAUUUGAGACUUCUUGUUGUGGGAAGUUUCUUCACCUUGAGAUUAAAACAUCAAAAAAUGUUCCCUCUGAACCAAUAGGGCCAGGUUAACCUUGAUAGUUUUUAUUAGUAGUCGACUGACAUGCUAGAUAUACUUAUGAAUUAUUUUUUAAUGUGUGAAUGAGCUUAUUUAAUUUUCUGCACAGGACAAAAAAGACAGUCAAGUCACCAUUUUUACUUCAAAUGGAUUUUGGGUUUACUUUAUACUGGUAUGAUAGUUCACCAGACAGAAUGUAUUAUAAUGUACAUUACUGUUUAUGUAAAAAAAAAAUCUUUUAGAAAAAUAAUCAGAGUUCUGUUUCAUUUGCAACUGAAAAAUAGGGUCGUCUUAAUUUUUGAAGUACCAGUUAUCUAAAUGCAUUUCACUCUGUUAUAAAAUGUAAUAAAUUUUCCUGUAUUAAAAUACAUUUUACAGGUAAAUGUAAUGACCUGUGUUCUGCAGCUGUAUCAAAGCAUGGAUAUGCAGUACAAAGGCACAGCCUAGUUAUGGUCUCCAAAGGAAGAGUGAAUUGUGGACAAGCUGUUGUACAGAUAUUAGUAUCCUAAAAUACUUGGGUUUUCCUACUCGCCUUCCUUACCAGAUUCAGCUGCCAAAGGUGGUCCUUGCAUGUCACAACAUUCUGGAGGAGACUGCAAAUAAUUUUGUUUUCUGUUAGAACAGAUCUUUGAGAAAUUGCCUUUUUCGGUAGACUUGGCUUCAUCUUCCUUCCCUGGUGUGUUAGGAAAACAAUCCCUGGUAAGCCGUUUAUCCAGCUAGUACAGAUUCACACAUGCUAUUUAAUUCAGGACACCCUUUAUGUCUGCAUGGUACUCUGGUAUUAAUUUAAAAUUUAAUCUACAGGUAGCAGUACACCUCAGACCUAAGGGAGAACAGAAGUAAGGAGACUGUAGGGACCCACCUGGUGUUUCAAGCUUAUGGAGUACUAUAUGUGGCAUGUAGCCUUGGGAAGCCACUACCAAUAAAGAUUUCUGAAACUAGUCCUAAAGCAGAAACUGACGAACAUUAUGACAGGCAGGAAGACUGCUUCAAGUUCUGAUUUGAUGAGCUUUCCUGCAAAUAUAGUUUUAACCUACAUUUCUAAAACUACCAAAGUGAGUAAUAGACUGACAGCUCCUUGAAGCAGAUUAGUACUUAUAGAAGAGAAAAUGUAAGCAAUGACCAUUUAUCCUUCAUUUUGUGUUUUCUGUAUGAACGCAUAAUGUAAAAACCGCCUGUAGACGGAAAAAAAAUCCUGAAUUAAGGCUAGCUUCACUCUUGCCUGAUUUUGGUCUUGUUGGCUCAUCUUGACUUUAUAACUAAAUAGAACCUACCCGAGGUCCAUCAUUAUGGUUUUAACCUAUCUUAAUCAUCACAGUUAAUCAGUCUUGAGUAAGGUGCAGUACAGAAUAUCAUUACCAUCUAAGAUGCUGGAGACAGUUUUCAUUUUUUUCUUCCUGGUGUAAAAGGGAUAUGAUAUAUUCAACCAGUUGUGAACUGAUGUUGUUUUUGCAAUAAUUAGUCUUGGUGACAGUAAGGAGACUUGUAAUUUGUAAGAUUCUGUUUCCAAGAACUAGUACCUCUUUCAAAGGGGGCAUCCCCCAGAAUACAGAAAAAGCUGCUGAUUCUCUGUGCCCCAAAUAGAAAUGGAAUAUCCCACUCUAGUAAUAGACUUUAUCUACUAAUUGUAAAUGCUCUAUUAAAAUAAAGCCAUAUUUGAAUAAA